CGCCCCCGGCUCACGCGAGCUGGGUGUUUCCUGCCUCUCUCAGUCCGGGCUUGGAGACUCCGGCGUCCUCCGACUUUUCAUGGAAGAGAUGUCAGGAGAAAGUGUGGUGAGCUCAGCGGUGCCAGCAGCUGCUACCCGCACCACUUCCUUCAAGGGCACAAGCCCCAGCUCCAAGUACGUGAAGCUGAACGUGGGCGGAGCCCUCUACUACACCACCAUGCAGACGCUGACCAAGCAGGACACGAUGCUGAAGGCCAUGUUCAGCGGGCGCAUGGAAGUGCUCACCGACAGUGAAGGCUGGAUCCUCAUUGACCGGUGUGGGAAGCACUUUGGUACGAUACUCAACUACCUUCGUGAUGGGGCGGUCCCCUUGCCCGAGAGCCGCCGGGAGAUUGAGGAGCUGCUGGCAGAAGCCAAGUACUACCUGGUCCAGGGCCUGGUGGAAGAGUGCCAGGCAGCCCUACAAAACAAAGAUACUUAUGAGCCUUUCUGCAAAGUUCCUGUCAUCACCUCAUCCAAGGAGGAACAGAAACUUAUAGCGACUUCAAAUAAGCCAGCCGUGAAGUUGCUCUACAACAGAAGUAACAACAAAUACUCUUAUACCAGCAAUUCUGACGACAAUAUGUUGAAAAACAUUGAACUGUUUGAUAAGCUGUCUCUGCGCUUUAACGGAAGGGUCCUGUUCAUAAAGGAUGUCAUUGGGGACGAAAUCUGCUGCUGGUCCUUUUACGGCCAGGGCCGCAAGAUUGCUGAAGUCUGUUGUACCUCCAUCGUGUAUGCCACUGAGAAGAAACAGACCAAGGUGGAGUUCCCUGAAGCCCGGAUUUAUGAGGAAACCCUGAAUAUUUUGCUGUAUGAGGCCCAAGAUGGCCGGGGACCUGACAAUGCCCUCCUGGAGGCCACGGGUGGGGCAGCCGGGCGCUCCCACCACCUGGACGAGGAUGAGGAGCGGGAACGGGAGCGGAUCGAGCGCGUGCGGCGGAUCCACAUCAAGCGCCCAGACGACCGGGCCCACCUCCACCAGUGAGCAGGCAGGCAGACCCGAGCCGCCCACCCUCCCCCUCCUCCUCCCUGCUGUACACUCAGAUCGUGUUCAGGCUUCCGGGCACCUUCCACUUCCCCCGGAGUCUGGAGAUACUUUUGUAACAAGCCAGAUUAUUAUUUUGAUAUUUCUCAAUAAGGUGAUUGAUUGUCUUGACCCAGGUGAACGCACCCCCAUUGUUGAACAUGUCCAAGGUCUCUACUUUCCGUAAGAAUCCUUGGAGCCAGGCUUUCCUGGUUCUCAGAGGAAAAGUAUGAAUGGAUAUGAAGUGUACGUGAGAACUUUGAUUUGCAAUAUUUAUUUUUGUGGGUGUUGACUAGCUAUUUGAGCUUCUUGGGUGGUAUUCCCUUUGGGGUUCAUUUCGACAGCUCCAGGAGGGAUGCUGCAGUUGGUGGCCACCAGAGGUGUCUGCGAGCUCCCUAUUUCAUAUCCCUCCAGCCCAGUACACGGCACCCGCUUCCUGUACACCAGACGGGGCACGGUCCCCACAGCUUGCCAGAAGUCCAUUCUGCAACAGGAUUUUGCACCUAUAGCUUAUUGGUAAAUAAUUGCAGCUUGUAGCAGUGGAGAUGGGACCUGCUGAGCUUCGUGCCUUCAGUUGUUCCUAGCGUAGCUCUGGAUGCCUAGCUCUGUUUAAGGGGCCUUGGCGGCCCUGUGGUCUGGUGCCUGUUGG
This is a messenger RNA of Ceratotherium simum simum (southern white rhinoceros), 1715 nucleotides long. RefSeq names its product potassium channel tetramerization domain containing 10 (gene KCTD10). NCBI's taxonomy places the organism in Eukaryota, Metazoa, Chordata, Mammalia, Perissodactyla, Rhinocerotidae. The record is from RefSeq and is a predicted model, not a curated record. Gene Ontology annotation, biological process: protein ubiquitination; negative regulation of Rho protein signal transduction; protein homooligomerization. Gene Ontology annotation, cellular component: Cul3-RING ubiquitin ligase complex. Gene Ontology annotation, molecular function: protein binding; ubiquitin-protein transferase activity.